Molecule: messenger RNA, 2213 nt
Organism: Scleropages formosus (Asian bonytongue)
Lineage: Eukaryota; Metazoa; Chordata; Actinopteri; Osteoglossiformes; Osteoglossidae
Product: transmembrane protein 121
Exons: 1
Coding region: 964-1938 (324 amino acids)
Source: RefSeq, a predicted model, not a curated record
GAUGGAGAACACCCUGAACACGAGCAGGUCUCAGAAGAAGGGGGCAUCUCCUGCAAAAAGAACAGCAGCAUCUUUUACUGCAUUUCCCUUCUAAUAACUUUGCGUGCUGCUCACUUUGGGCUCAUUUUCACUGCUUUCCUGAAGCACAGAAGAUCAAACCUUUAUAUUUGUUUUAUGUGAAGACAGAGGGAGAAAAAACAAAGUAACUCAAUUUUUCCCAGUGUAUUAAUAUUCGGAGCAGCCUUUCUCUCCGCUGCAAGUUUCUCUGCGUUGUGGGAUUACGCCUGCGAUGUUUGUGGGUUUUAACGUGGCUGUAAUAAAUUUCACCGCUGCUGGAUCUGACACCCGUGUGGCGGGGGCAUCGAGUCCUUCUAAUGGAUUACAACCUGGCUUUGCCAAUCCAGAUUAGCAGCUCGGGGGAAAGAGCUCACUGCCAAUAAGUAUGAUAAAUUACAAAGAGAGGAAAAAAGUAAGUACUCUUUUCACUUGUCUCUCCGGCUUCCUCAUACUGUGCCGCACCACCUCUGAGAGAGGUGCGCAGUGAACAUUUGCCACCGUUUAGGAUGCUAAGAGCGGUAGACAUAGCUAGAAUUAAGUGAGCGAAAAGGCAGCUGUCGGACUUCACCGAUACGCAGCCGAGCAGCUCCGAGCGAUCCAGUUGCAAGUGCCCGGUCCCCUCAGAUUCCGGAAAGUUUAGCCAUGAGGGCGGCUUUCUGGUCAGAUGUCGAUGGCUGUGUUUCAAGCUCCUCCCUGGCUAUGUGACUGGAAACAGUGAGAAAGGCAUCUGUCCUCGAGCGCUAGUAGCGAGCCAUUGGUCAUGACAGCAACUACAGCGGAGAUGACCACCUGACCUUAGCUCCAGUCCGAUCUCCCACGUCAUCGCCCCGUCACACGACCGAGGAGUGUCCACCGUCGCAUCCCCUUUGUGAGCGGAGCACCCCCUCGUCCCUCCCCCGGGCCAGGAUGGUCCCUCCCCCUCCGACCAACAAGCCCCACGUGUGCCUGUCCACCAUUCUCAUUAUGAGCAGCAUGGCACUGAUGGAUGCCUACCUGGUGGAGCAGAACCACGGCCCACGCAAGAUUGGCGUCUGCAUCAUGGUCAUGGUUGGGGACGUCUGCUUCCUCAUCGUGUUGCGCUACGUGGCCGUGUGGGUGGGCGCCGAGGUGCGUACGGCUAAGCGCGGCUACGCCAUGAUCCUCUGGUUCCUCUACAUCUUUGUGCUGGAGAUCAAGGUCUACUUCAUCUACCAGAACUACAAAGCUGAUCGCAAGAGCCUGGACACUAUUGCCCGGAAGGCCCUGACGUUGCUUCUCUCCAUCACCGUACCAGUGCUCUACGUGAUCCUGGUGGCUAUCGACCACAUGGAGUACGUGCGCGCCUUCAAAAAGAAAGAGGAGAUCCGCAACCGGCUCUUCUGGGUGGUGGUGGAUCUCCUGGACAUCCUGGACAUUCAGGCCAACCUGUGGGAGCCCCAGAAGAAAGGACUCCCGCUGUGGGCAGAGGGCCUGAUGUUCUUCUACUGCUACAUCCUCCUGCUGAUCCUGCCCUGCGUGUCGUUGAGUGAGAUUAGCAUGCAAGGCAUCAACAUUGUACCCCACAAGAUGAUGCUUUACCCCAUCCUCAGUCUGGUCACAAUCAACAUCAUCACGCUCUUCAUCAGAGGCGGCAACCUCAUCUUCUACAAGGAUGCCCGAGUGUCCGGCAUCCUCAUGGGGAAGAACGUCCUGGCCAUAAUCCUAAAGAUCUGCAGCUUCGCACAGUAUCGCAGGCAGCUGCAAAAUGCCCCACCCACUUUUGGGGCGGAGCUACAAAAGAACUCCGUCCCCCACGCUCGGCCCAUGCCCAUGCCCAUGCCCAUGGCUGUGCCCCCCCCAAACCAGGUGGUGAUUCAGGACCAGACGCCCUUGCCAGAAGUGACUCCCUGCGAACACACGUGACCCACGGGGCACCGUGUAGAGCCUAGCGGAGUGUGUGAACCCUGCGUGGAAGCUCUGCCACCUCUUUCCGGAAGCUGUGUUUUCAUGCUUUUCGGAACCUGGACUGGACAGUGGAUCUCCACCAUGCUGUGAAAAAGAACUAAAAGAGGUAUAUAGAACGUAUAUUUUUUAAAACAACGAAUAACGAGAUUGCAAAAAUUUCUCCAAACAAAAGAACUAUAGUGUAGUUUUAGUGUGAUUUUCCUUCACUCAGAUUUUCUAUUUUAUGUGACCAA